AUGGCUCCAGCUCUUGUCCAGGAAGUUGACGAUGGACCUGACAGGAGCGGGAAGCUAGAUCUCUCGCCUGUGGAAAGUACGCUUCGACAGCUGUUACUCGAUGUAGCCAAUUAUGUGGAUACACAUCCAACUCCGCCACAGUCUGGUAGUACGGUCUGGCUGCCUGAUGAACUCGCAAGACAACCUAUCGUACUACGCUUCACUGGAGGCUGGGUACGGGAUAAGCUACUAGGCGUACCGAGCCAUGAUAUUGACGUCGCCAUCAACAAGAUGACUGGAUAUCAGUUCGGGCUGCGCUUGAAGGAGUAUCUCGAACUCCCCGGCAAUCCAGAGAAGUAUGGUCUCGAAGGUGUUGCCACUUCCGAUAAGCAAAGUCAGAAGGCCGGUACGACUGACAAGUCGAAGACUGUGGGCGGUCUGCACAAGAUCGAGGCCAAUCCCGAGAAGUCGAAGCAUCUUGAGACGGUAACUACGCGCAUCCUUGGCCUCGAUAUUGAUCUUGUCAACUUGAGAAAGGAAACAUACAGCGAUGACAGCAGAAACCCUCAGAUGGAGUUUGGGUCUGCGGAGGAAGACGCUCUGCGCCGUGAUGCGACCGUCAACGCCAUGUUCUACAACAUCAAUACCGAGCAGAUUGAAGACUUUACUGGCCGUGGCCAUGACGAUAUGGAAGCAAAGAUUCUGCGGACGCCACUCGAACCAUAUCAAACUUUUAAGGAUGAUCCCUUACGCAUCCUAAGGUUGAUCCGCUUCGCCAGUCGUCUGGGAUAUGAGAUCGACAAGAAAGCCAUGCAAGCUAUGAAGGAUGCAGGUAUCAAGGAUGCACUACGCUGUAAGAUUAGUAGAGAACGCGUGGGUGUCGAGAUGGAGAAGGCACUACGUGGUCCCGAUCCACAUGAAGCAUUGCGACUAGUUUUCGAUCUGGGCUUGUAUGACACGAUCUUCUCUACUCCAGAAGUUGUUGAAGCCGAUCACUACGCACCUGACACUGACGGAUGGAAAGUCAUGAUCGACACGCUUGAGGAAGUAACAGAGAGCGAGCAGCCUCUGGCCGAAGUACUCGUACGCGACGUGGAAGAACGCUAUAUGGCAUGGCAGCUCUCCGCCCUCGUACCGUAUCGCGAUGCACCUCAGCCAGAGUCCACUGUCCCUGGGCGCAAAGCACCACCUAUGGUCAUCGAGAGAGUGGCUAGAGAAGGCAUCAAGGCGACGAAUAAAGUCACGGAUGUCCUCGUCGCAUCUGUGCGCAAUCAGGAGGAGAUUUCUACGCUGGUCGAUCGACUGCAAGAUCGGAAACGGAGGCCUGACAAGGUCUUUACAGGUGAAAGUGCAUCGGCGCGUGAUGUACUGGGCAUGGCGAUCCGUAGAUGGGGUACGAGCUGGAGAAACCAGGUUAUGUACUCAUUCCUUGUUGAGGUGGUGGAGAACCAGGGCUCUGUUGAAGCCACUGAACGCAAAUACACAACUUUCGUCCACCAUCUUGACACUCUCAACUUACUCGACGUGUGUACCCUCAAGCCUCUGCUGGACGGCAAAGCGCUGGCUAAAGCACUCGAUACUCCUCCUGGACCCUGGAUGAAGGAUGCAUUGGACGUAGUAAUGGCCUGGCAACUCCGCAACCCGACCAUCACGGACCCUACUGAGGCGAUCGAAGAAGUCAGAUCAAAGCGAGGUGAGCUUGCCCAUGCCCUCGUCGUGCACUUCUUGAAGUUUACCAUUCGUCCUCUAUUUGCUAAGACCAAGCCUAGCGGCGUGACGGAUCAGGGACGAAAGAUCAAAAGCGAGGUCCUGCCAAAGAGAAUCGGUAUGGAGGAUGACGACGACACGGCAAGACCAUGGAAAACUGGCAAGGACGCCGAUGUGCUGAAUCUGCUGCGCUGGGUUGUCGAAGCCCUGGAUGCGAAGCUCGUCGAGGAAGUCUGGCCGAUGAUCGUACCGCCUGUGCUUACACUACUCGAUGACUGGGAAGCGAAGUAUAAGAAGUUAGGCGCCGAACUUCUUCGACGACUCUUGCAGACAGUGCCACCACUUCUACUCGAGCGCACAGGUCUAGGCGAAGUCUUCGACGAAGCACUGAGACCUUGCUUGACUUCCGUGCCUCCAAUGACACCCGAAGAAGAGUCCAUCGAGCUACUCUCUGCUGUCUAUCCUGCUCUUAUGCAAUUGUCAUUCGUACAAUAUCCUAUGGAGGCUGUUCCAGGCAUGCGCGCCACUACCGCCCAUUUAGCUGCUCAACGGACAAAAUACCUCGACUCCCUACUCCGCAAUGGCAUCAUCCAAGGCUGCAACCUCGCCGACCGCUAUCCUCACGUCCUAGCCGUGCUCUUCCAGCAUCUUAUUCCGCUUUUGAAUGAACUCGGUAUCGAGUCGGUCAAGCACCUCAAGUAUCUGUUUGAGAUCAUCACGCCAGUCCUGUCACAAUCUGGUGUUGUCGCGGAGAUACCCACCCUGCUUGCCGCGACCAAGGCUUUGCAAGGAGUUAUACUCAAUUGCUGGCCACGAAUUGCCGAGUACAGGGGUGAAGUGAUGAAGGGUGUCGCGCUAUGCUGGAUCAAUAUUGCAAAGCUUGACAGACCAGGAGCAGAGUCACUUAGUGUUGAAUUGCAAGAGACUGUUAAAAUGCUUCGAGCUGCGUUGGGGGACGAGGUUGACUUUAGGGCAGAAGGUACUGUGCUCGUGGCAGCGGAUAGUCGAUUGGCAGAUCUGUUCAGAUAG
Messenger RNA from Recurvomyces mirabilis, 2715 nucleotides. It is a transcript of the gene CCA1, whose product is annotated as CCA tRNA nucleotidyltransferase, mitochondrial. The record is from RefSeq and is a predicted model, not a curated record. Bases 1 to 2715 code for a protein of 904 amino acids. Gene Ontology annotation, cellular component: TTT Hsp90 cochaperone complex. The transcript has 2 exons. Gene Ontology annotation, molecular function: CC tRNA cytidylyltransferase activity; RNA binding; ATP:3'-cytidine-cytidine-tRNA adenylyltransferase activity. Gene Ontology annotation, biological process: tRNA 3'-terminal CCA addition. Lineage: Eukaryota; Fungi; Ascomycota; Dothideomycetes; Mycosphaerellales; Teratosphaeriaceae.